This is a messenger RNA of Mugil cephalus (flathead mullet), 5819 nucleotides long. RefSeq names its product mitogen-activated protein kinase binding protein 1 (gene mapkbp1). Gene Ontology annotation, molecular function: protein binding. The record is from RefSeq and is a predicted model, not a curated record. NCBI's taxonomy places the organism in Eukaryota, Metazoa, Chordata, Actinopteri, Mugiliformes, Mugilidae. Bases 282 to 5684 code for a protein of 1800 amino acids. The transcript has 31 exons.
UUGCCGCUCGCGGUCUUGACGCUCCUGCCGCUCCGCUCAGUCCGGUCCUGGAUCUGAUCGAGUGGAAGUCGCGGCGUCUCCGGUUCUUUGCUGCGGCGGAGAAAUAAGAUGCGGAGCAGCAGCGACCCGGACCAGCCCAGACCCAGACCCAGACCCAGACCCUGACUAGCGGACCAGUCCGGCCUGGUUCUAGACAGCAUGGCAGCAGCGGCGAUGCAGGACCGAGCCUCAGAGAAAAGCUGCAGCCGCUGAGACGCAGCUAGCCGGCGGCUAACGACGCGAUGGCCGCAGACGGAGGCGGAGGCGGAACAAUCCGCAGCCGCAUCAAGAACCUCCUGCGGUCCCCGUCCAUUAAACUGAGGCGGAGCGGCGCGGCGCGGAGCGGCAGGAGCGGCAAGAGCGGCAAGGUGACACUGGAGAAGGUUCUGGGCAUCACGGCUCCAGGAAACAGAGCGUUGGCCUCGGACCCCCGGACCGGACAACUGGCUUAUCCUGCAGGAUGUGUUGUGGUCCUGCUCAACCCUCGGAAGAACAAACAGCAUCACAUCUUCAACAGCUGCAGGAAGGCCAUCACGACGCUGGCGUUCUCUCCAGACGGGAGGUUCAUGGUGACCGGAGAGAGCGGCCACAUGCCGGCGGUUCGAGUCUGGGACACGUCCGACCGCCUCCAGGUGUCUGAGCUGCAGGAACAUAAAUAUGGCGUUGCCUGCGUGGCGUUCUCGCCCAACGGGAAGUUCAUCGUGAGCGUCGGUUACCAGCACGACAUGAUGGUCAACGUGUGGAACUGGAAGAAAAACGUGGUGGUGGCGGCCAACAAGGUGUCCAGCAAAGUGACGGCCGUGUCCUUCUCAGAUGACAGCUCCUACUUCGUCACCGCCGGCAACCGUCACGUCAAGUUCUGGUACCUGGACCACGCCAAGACCUCCAAGGUCAACGCCACCGUCCCCCUGAUGGGGCGUUCAGGGUUGCUGGGAGAACUGAGGAACAACUUCUUCAGUGAUGUGGCAUGUGGGCGGGGCCGACAGGCCGCCGCCACCUUCUGCAUCACGUCCUCCGGUUUCCUGUGUGAGUUCAACGAGCGCCGGCUGCUCGACAAGUGGGUCGAAUUACGGAGAGUCGACUCCUCCUCUGUGUCCCAGGCCACCUGUCUGUCCGUCUCAGAGGACUUUAUCUUCUGUGGUUGCUCUGAUGGGAUGGUUCGAGCCUUCAGUCCAAUCAACCUCCACUUCCUGUGCACUCUGCCCCGCCCACACUCUCUUGGCGUGGACGUGUCCAGCGUGGUGGACGCCAGUCAGCUGUUCUCUGGAGGGGCGGAGUCUCGUUAUCCCGACGCCGUCGCCGUCUCGUACGACUCCACCAAUCGCUGGUUGUCCUGCGUCUACAACGACCACAGCGUUUACGUCUGGGACGUCCGAGACCUCCAUGACCCCCGCAGGGUGGGAAAACUGUACUCGGCCCUUUACCACUCGUCCUGCGUCUGGAGCCUGGAGAUGUAUCCAGAGGUGGAGGGAGGACGGAGAGGGGUGAGUGAGACAUGCCCCCCCCCUGGAUCCUUCCUGUCCUGCUCCUCAGACAAUACCAUCCGCCUGUGGAACAUGGAGGGACACGGCGUCUUCCACAGGAACAUCCUGAGCCAUGACCUUCAGAAGGUAAUUUAUGUGGACGACAGCAUCAGCAGCCUCCUGGACACAGAGAGCAUCACAGUCACCGGCGGCAACACAGAGAAGGCGGGGCCAUCGGGGUGGGAGGGGCAACAGACGGACCAGAGCAGGGUGGGCAUUAGGACCCUGAGUAUCAGUCCCAAUGGUCGGCACCUGGCCUCUGGAGACCGCAUGGGUGUCCUGAGGAUCCAUGACCUGGGCGACAUGGAGGAGAUCCUGAACGUUCAGGCUCAUGACUCGGAAAUCCUCUGCCUGGAGUUCUCCAAACCUGAUACAGGUCUCCAGUUAUUAGCCACGGCCAGUCGGGACCGUCUCAUCCACGUCCUGGACGCCAGCCGAGACUACAGCCUGGUCCAGACGCUGGACGAACACUCGUCCUCCAUCACAGCCGUCAGAUUCGCUGCCAAUGAGGAGAAGGUGAGGAUGAUCAGCUGUGGAGCAGAUAAGAGCGUCUACUUCCGCACAGCUCAGCAGAUGGGGGCGGAGCUAGAAUUCACAAGGACACAUCACGUGGUCAGGAAGACGACGCUGUACGACAUGGACGUGGAUCCGACAAGGAAAUACGCAGCAGUGGGCUGUCAGGACCGUAGCAUCAGGAUCUUCAGCAUCAGCAACGGUAAACAGAAGAAGUUGUAUAAAGGCUCUCAGGGAGAGGACGGGACACUCAUCAAGGUGCAGAUCGACCCGUCAGGACUCUACGUCGCCACCUCCUGCUCCGACAAGAACAUCAGCAUCUUCGACUUCUACUCUGGAGAGUGUGUGGCCACCAUGUUCGGACACUCAGAGAUUGUGACGGGACUGAAGUUCAGCAGCGACUGUCGACACCUGAUCAGUGUUUCUGGGGACAGCUGUAUCUUUGUGUGGCGUCUGAGUCCAGAGCUGACCGUCCGGAUGAGGCAGCGUCUCUCUGAGCUCCGCCCCCCCAGCACCACGCCGUGCUCCCAGAAUGCACCUGAGCACAAAACCGUGAAGCUCAGCGCUGAGAUGUCGUCUCCUCCCGUCGUCAACAUGUCGUCUGACAGCGACAAGGAGGAGGAGGAGGGGGAGGAGCUCCAGAGUCCUUAUAAGGUCACAGCAGGAAGUCUGGAGGAGGAGACAGACUCUGAGACAUUGGACCGAGACCAGAAGACGGGUCGACUCCCUCGGCGGCGCUGGUCCAGGAGGACGGGCAACGUUGACGGUGUCCUGAUGGUGAAAUCCAUGUUGGACCUGAGACUGCUGGACUCGUACAGGCCUGACAAACAGGAGGACCGGGUGGACCAGGAGGACCGGGUGGACCAGGGGGACCGGGUGGACCAGGGGGACCAGGUGGACCAGGUGGACCAAGAGGACCAGGUGGACCAAGAGGACCAGGGGGACCAGGAGGACCAGAAGACACGCACCCUCCAUGUUAGCCACGCCCCUUUUAACCAGAGGAGGACGGGUCAGGAUGUGGGGGCGGGGUUUUACAGGACCAACCAGGAGCUGGGGAGUACCAUGAGCCUGCAGGUCAGCAGUGCCUGGGUGGAGGACGAGACGAGGACCAAUCAGAGGCCAGACUUCAUCCUGCUGUCCAAUCAGAGCCCAGAUAGAGAGGAGGAGGACCCCAUCCUGUACCCAGACCACUGGGAGGACGGAGUGAGCUUGACUGAAAGUGAGUUCCAGGUGAAGGAGGCGUGUCCUGCUGCAGGUGGACGACAGGACAAACCCAGUCCAGAUAGCGGCUGCUCACUGGCCUACAACUCCAGACUGUCCAGUCCAGACAGACCUGGAGGAGAUGACUCGGUGGAGCUUCUCAGUGGGGACGGAAACUCCUCGGAGCUGGAGGAGGACGAGGACGACGAAGGGGGACGAGGACACGUGGAGGUGUCUCAACCUGUCCCUCAGACUCCAGACAAGGAGGCGUUCCUGAAAGAACACUUUGGCACCUUGGCCGACCUCUCUGAGUCAGGAAGUCUGAUCAGGACCCAGAGCUCCAGUGAAAGUCUCAGCAUCUCCUCCAGGUUCCUGACGUCCGCAAGCCGCACCGUGGCCCCCCUCCCAUCACAGACCCCCGUGGGGGGGGCCCUUCUCAGGGACCUGAAGGCUCGUCCUCUGGUCUCCGAGGUCCGACCUCUGAUGGAUCAGGACCAGACCAGGACCCAGGACCAGAACCAGACCUCUUCCCUUGAGGUCCAAGUAAAGACCAAACAGGACCAAACAGGACCUCUGGUGGGGGGGACCCCCUCCACCCAGCAGGUCCAUCACCCCCCCCCUCUGAAGAAGAAGUUCCAAACCACAGCAGAGUCCAGGAGGAACCUGGGCCCCACGGCCCGGGCCCCCGUCCUCCAGACCUCAUCCUCUGGACUCCGCAAGACUCAGUCAGUCCAGAGCCUACUGAGCGACCCGGUUCACAUCCAAAACCAGCUCCACCUGGUCCCUCCAGGUGACCCCUCCCACCUGUUUAGCGAGGACCCCCCCCUUCAGCGUCCCACCACCCUCCCCUCCUCCCCCAGGCGUCCCGCAUCCACAGCACCACUCCUGAAACCCAGCCCAGUCUCCCCGAGGUCCCCCCAACCAGAACCAGCCCCUGCUCCCAGGAAGUCCUGGUCCUCGUCUCGGUCCUACAUGAGUCCCACGGCCAGUUCCAAGGCCAAGAUGUCCCGCUCCGUCUCCGUGGGGGACGCCCUCAACAUGGGGGACGACCCACCGCCCCCCCAGACCUCCACCCUGUCCAACCAGACCUCCACCCCACCCCCCCAGACCCUGUCCCCCCAGACCCUGUCCCCCCAGACCUCCACCCUGUCCAACCAGACCUCCACCCCACCCCCCCAGACCUCCACCCUGUCCAAUCAGACCCUGUCCAACCAGACCUCCACCCUGUCCAACCAGACCCUGUCCAACCAGACCCUGUCCAACCAGACCUCCACCCUGUCCAAUCAGACCCUGUCCCCCCAGACCUCCACCCUGUCCCCCCAGACCUCCACCCCACUCCCCCAGACCCUGUCUCCCCAGACCUCCACCCUGUCCAACCAGACCCUGUCUCCCCAGACCUCCACCCUGUCCAACCAGACCCUGUCCCCCCAGACCUCCACCCUGUCCAACCAGACCUCCACCCUGUCCCACCAGACCUCCACCCUGUCCCACCAGACCUCUGCCCCACCCCCCCAGACCUCCACCUUGUCCAACCAGACCUCCGCCCCACCCCCCCAGACCUCCACCCUGUCCCCCCAGACCUUGUACCCCCAGACCUCCACCCUACUCCCCCAGACCCUGUCCCCCCAGACCUCCACCCUGUCCAACCAGACCUCCACCCUGUCCCCCCAGACCUCCACCCUGUCCAACCAGACCUCCGCCCCACCCCCCCAGACCUCCACCCUGUCCCCCCAGACCCUGUACCCCCAGACCUCCACCCUACUCCCCCAGACCCUGUCCCCCCAGACCUCCGCCCUGUCAUACCAGAACCUGUCCCCCCAGACCUCUGCCCCACCCCCACAGACCUCCACCCUACCCCCCCAUGCUGCUGUGGUCCCCGUCGUCGUCUCCUCCACCCCUUCUUCGUCUCCGGGUAACCAUGGUAACCAGACAGCCCCUCCCCCCCGUGGUCUCCAGGCCCGUGUCCCUGGACGACCACUUCCUGACAAACCCUCCCUCGCUGCCUUCUCCUCAAUGAGGACCCCUCCUCUGCUGGGACAGGAGAUGUGGACCCCCCCGGCUGUCACAGACCAGCCAAUCAGUGUGGAGACCUGCAGGGCUCUGACCAAUGAGCUGCAGAGCUGCUUUAAGAGGGCGACACACCUGUACAGGAAGGUGAGUGGCUCCUCCUCCUCAGAUGACUCCACCUCCGACCAGCGCCACAUGACUCUCCUCCUAUCAGAGGCCUUCCAGGCCAUGAGGGCGGAGCUUGACUCUCUGCCGCUCAGUGCACCGGGCAUGCUGGGAGAAGAGGGGGGGGUAGGAGGAGGAGUGGGGGGGCUGGGGGGGGAGAAGACUGCGGCUCUGCUGGAGGAGUAUUCUCUGCUGCUGCUACAGGCCGUACAGCGGCGGGUCGACAGCUCCCCCUGAUCUUCAUCAUCAUCUUCAUCAUCAUCACCUUCAUCAUCAUCAUCAUCACCAUCAUCAUCUUCAUCAUCAUCAUCACCUUCAUCAUCAUCAUCAUCAUCACCAUCAUCAUCUUCAUCAUCAUCACCAUCAUCAUCA